GUUUUCUUGUAUAUGUGUGAGUGUAUAUGUGUGUGUGUGUAUUUGUAGUAAGCUGUUUUGCUCCGCGAUAUUUUGUCAAUUUUCAACUGUUUCCCAUCUGCUAGAAAGCAGAAAAGUUUUUUAAAAAUGUUAGGUAUUAGUGAAGUGCGGUGAUUAUAGACGAAAAUUGUGUGUGAAAAGAAGAUUAAUAGGUGUUUUAUAAAGAAAAGGUCACAUCUGCAAAAGUGUCGGACGCGUUGUAGAUUGCCUUUGGGUUUAAAUUGGGACCUUACGUCCGUCCGCUGUCAAGAAUCACGGAAUCAGACAGCAGACAAUCAUGUCAACUAGUACUAUACCAGGAGUUCCUUCAACCAUGGCUUCUGCAGUUAAUGCCACGACGGCAACAUUGAUAAAUGCGAUGAAUGUUAUGGUGGCAAAAAGCGAUAAUAUCGAACCCACUCCUAUAUUUCUACAAACAAAAGCAGCCCAGGGCAUCGCUGGAGCAUUCGUAGCAUUAGCACUUUUCCUAACAUGUCAACAAAUUUAUCAGCACCUGAGGUGGUACACAAAUCCAACGGAACAACGUUGGAUAGUGAGAAUUUUAUUCAUUGUACCAAUUUAUGGGACAUAUUCGUGGAUUUCAUUGAUGUUCUUUAAUAGCGAGAGUUAUUAUGUUUAUUUCUUCACAGUAAGAGAUUGCUAUGAGGCAUUUGUCAUUUAUAAUUUCUUGACAUUGUGCUACGAAUAUCUUGGCGGUGAAGGUAACAUUAUGUCUGAGAUACGUGGCAAACCAAUACGAUCGAAUUGCCUUUAUGGAACAUGUUUUUUAGUUGGAAAAACAUAUACAAUUGGUUUUUUGAGAUUUUGCAAACAAGCGACAUUACAAUUUUGUUUGGUUAAACCAGUUAUGGCGUUUGUCAUAAUAUUUCUCCAGGCAUUUGGACAUUAUCGCGAUGGUGAUUGGUCACCUGACGGUGGUUACAUUUAUAUUACAAUCAUCUACAAUAUCAGCGUUUCACUUGCCUUAUAUGGACUAUUUCUCUUUUAUUUUGCAACAAGAGAUUUACUCACUCCAUUUGAUCCGGUUCUUAAAUUUUGCACUGUCAAGAGUGUCAUCUUCUUGUCCUUCUGGCAAGGUGUGCUGUUGGCUAUUUUUGAAAAGGCUCAGGUUAUUUCGCCUGUUAUUAACAGUUUAGAACAAUCGACAAGUGCUGGUACUGUGUCAGCUGGCUAUCAAAAUUUUUUGAUUUGCAUUGAGAUGCUCUUCGCCGCAAUUGCCCUACGGUAUGCUUUUCCAUAUCAAGUUUAUGCAGCUGGUUGCGUCACUGACUCGAGGGGACGAAGUGUCACAAUGCAAAGUAUUAGCAGCAGCCUAAAGGAGACGAUGAAUCCAAAAGAUAUUAUGACUGAUGCCAUCCAUAAUUUUCAUCCGCAGUAUCAACAAUAUACUCAAUACAGUUCUGGAGGUACGAAAGGUCAACGAGGUAUGCGAGUUUCCAGCUAUGAUCCAGAUGAUCCACAGAAUAUGCCAGUUCCACCACCUCAAAGACGCAAUACAUCGCAUCAACGUGUCGCAACUAUUUCACAAAAUUAUAAUGAAAAAACAAUGUUACUCAGCAGUGAUGAGGAAUUUCAGUAAAAAAAAAAAAAGAAAAAAAAAUUAAAAUAACUAAAUAAAAGAAACAUUUUAAUUGUCAAAUUCGAAGACAUUGUCUUCUCACUGUGCGCGCAGUCUGAAUGAUUUUUAUCUUAUACAACUAAAAAAGCAAAUAAACCUCAAAUUAUACUCAAAACUCGGGUUAUAACUAAAGAAACAAAAAAAAAAUCAUCUUCUAAUUGCAAAAGUAAAAAUUUUACAAGAGAAAUUUUUUUUUUUUGAAAAUAUUUUAGAAAUUUAAACACGUAUUUAUAAAUCCACUAAAUACUUGUUAAAAAAUUAUUUGUCAAUUUUUUAAUUAUUUUUUCUAAAUUAAAUUUUCGAACAAAAUUUUCUAUCUGUAAAAUUAAUAAUUUUGCAAUUGAACAGCAGAAGCUUUCGAAAUACUAUUUGUAAACUCACAUUUAUCUCAUGUACAUACAUCGAUUGUUAUUUUUGAAUUUUUUUUUUUCUCAAUUGCAAUAUUUGUCAUAAUGAAAAAAUAAUAUAUUAUAUAUAUAUAAAAAAAAAAGAAAAUUUAAAAAACAAAACUGAAACAGAUUCGAAUCAUGAAUCGUAUUAUAAUCCAUAAUGUUAUAUUCAUGUUAAAAAAAAAAUCGUUAAAUAACGCAACGUGAAAUAGUAUAGAAAAUAUUUAUUUUAAUACGCUCAUACGUUCGAAGCAGUGUUAAUCGUUCUGGGUGUGGUGCCACAAGAUUAUAGUUUUAACACGUCGGCUGCCUCGUAUUUAUAAUAUUGUUAUGCCUAAAAUUUUCUUAAAUAGGCAACGCUUCUAUAAUGCAGUGCAUUUGGUUUUUUUUUUCCUUUAUUACUUUGCAGCUGCAAUUAAUGUUCAUUUUAUUUUCAUUUUUAAACGAUUCAAAAAAUAAAUGACAAAUUCUAAAUUAAAAAUAAUUUUGCACAAUUUGAAUUCUAAUUUUGAAUUUUUAAUUUAGAAUUAAAAUUUUAAAAUACAUAAAAAAUAUUAUUCUUAAAUUAGAAUAAAUAUUGGUACAAUGUUUUUUUUUUAAAUUCAGAAUGUGCAAAAUUUCAAAUUCAUCGAGAAAAUUUUUUUUUUCUGUAAUUCUAAUGCGAUUCUAUUUUAUAUUUUUUUUUUUUUUAUGAAUGGCAUACAAACUCAUGAACAGUAAAAUUGUUUGCUUUUCUUUUAUUUGGAAAAAUAUUGUCUAGUUUUUGAAAUAACUGACAAAAAACAUUUCACAUUUUAUUGUUAAAUCUGUCCAUAUUUGCUAUGAAUGAUAAUAUAUAGACUUAAUAUGUUCGUAUAUUAAGAAAUUAAAAUGAAAAAUCCCAUUAAGGAAGUUUAAUUGCCACAGUUGAUGCGAAAAAUUGAAAAAAGAAAAUUAAUUUUAUUUCAUUGCAAAAAAAAAUCUCGUUCGUUGAAAUUUCGAAAAAAAAAAUUCAAGAAAAUAAAAUUUUCUGUAAAUAUUAACAAAAUAACAAAUAUUGAAAUAAAGUAAAUUUUAAUAAAAAAUAAAUAAACGUAAAAUUUUUGAUGUUUAAUAAAAAGGAAAAUUAUAUUUUCUUUCCCAUUAAAAGUAGAAAUUAAAAAACAAAUAAUAAAAGAAAAAAAUUUUUCUUGAAAUUUUUUCAAUUUUCAACAUUUUUUUUUUUUUUGUUGUAUCUUAUUGUUGCAGGUAAACUACCUUAAGAUAAUAGCAAUUAAAAGAAUUUUCAAAAAAUUUUCAUUUUAUAAGCAUUAACUCGAAUAAAGCAUAAUGAUCACUUUUUACACAAAUAAUACUCAUAUUUGAAGGAAGAAAAAAAAAACCUUUUUUUUUUUAUUAUCGAAGCGUGGUUUUUUCAUGUCAUAAUAACAACUUCCGAAUUACGCUUAGUCGAGGCAUUUAAAUUUUUUGCAAUGUAUUUUGAAAACUAUAUUAUCAAAAGCCUAAUAAUACUUUUAUAAAAGUUUUUCUCUUUACUCUAAUAUUAUAAGGGCUAAAGCAUUUAAAAAAAAAAAAAACGAAUUCUUGGUGUUGCAAAAAAUCUUGAUGUUGACAGCCAAUGUGUUAAUUGUAACAAAAAAAAAAUAUUAUUUUCUGUUCACGACGAAUCACUGACAAUUUUCACGCUUCGGGACUUGGACAUCGUCUCAGUACUUAUUUACUUUUGAAAUAGUGACAAUUUUAUUAUACCGUAGAAUUUAUAAUAAGUUAUUUUUUUAUAUAAAUGUGUUCUAUAUAUGUACAAGUUUAAGAUUAUUAUAUUGUUUUCAUAUGCGUUCAUUACGAAAUUUUUUUUGGUUUCGAAAAAAUUAUUUUUUAUAUUUUGAUCUGAGAGCCUUUUCUGUCAACAAACUUUCUCAUUAUACCAGAAAAAAAAAAUGUGAUUCGAAAGAUGCAGUAAACUACAUUCGCGUCCUAGAUUGAAAAAAUAAAAUAUUAAAUGUAUAUACUAUAUAUAUAUAUAUAUAAAUAUCGUUAUUAUAGAUUGUAUUUAAUAACAAACUAAGAAAAAAUGGAUACUAAAAAUUUUUUUUUUUUGUUUAUAAUAAUUUUGAUCUAUGAAAAACAUGAAUGGAAUUUAAGAGGGAGUGAGUGAUGAACGGAUUAAAAAAAAAUGUAUCAGAUAUAAAUAAACUAUCGAUACCUGAUAAUAUUAA
Messenger RNA from Leptopilina boulardi, 4241 nucleotides. RefSeq names its product transmembrane protein 184B (gene Tmep). Bases 317 to 1618 code for a protein of 433 amino acids. Lineage: Eukaryota; Metazoa; Arthropoda; Insecta; Hymenoptera; Figitidae. The transcript has 6 exons. The record is from RefSeq and is a predicted model, not a curated record. Gene Ontology annotation, molecular function: transporter activity. Gene Ontology annotation, biological process: transport.